Messenger RNA from Mya arenaria, 2669 nucleotides. Its product is annotated as ras-like protein family member 10B. The coding region runs from base 1665 to 2318 and encodes 217 amino acids. NCBI's taxonomy places the organism in Eukaryota, Metazoa, Mollusca, Bivalvia, Myida, Myidae. The transcript is spliced from 2 exons. Gene Ontology annotation, molecular function: GTP binding; GTPase activity. The record is from RefSeq and is a predicted model, not a curated record.
ACCGAAUAUCCUCUUCCUGAGUUUUAUCUUGCCAAUUCAAUUCGCACCAUAUUAGUCGGAUUUCCUAAGCUUGUGUUUGAGGGGACUUAUCUUUUAAUUAAAGAUUGCUUGUUGAUUAAAAACGUCUCGCGGGAAGGAGGUUUCCAUAGAAACUUGCAAUUGUCAAAGACUUUUCUGGAAUGUUUGUCUUUUCCGGUUAGUCCUAAUUACAUUAUCGUGACGGCUCUAAAAACAAGUUAGGAACUAAUUUGUUCAUAUUGGCCCGCAUAAUGUUACUUCGCCUGUCCUUUCUGCCUCCCUUCCACAAGUCUCUCUCCGUAAACGCGUUAGAUGGCAACAUUGCUGAAUUUUCCUAUAGUAUUGAUCUCUAAAUUGUCUGGUUCCCACGAUUUAACGUUUUCCCCCUUCUUUUAUGUCAUGCUUCGUUUUCCUUACGGAUUCCUUUCAACCGACAGAGCUUUUGAGGCUAGGAACCAAUCGUGAAUCAAUACAAUGUUAAGAAUAAAGCCACCGUCGGAAUGGAAUUUAAAUAAGCACGCACACAUGGACAUUUAGCUCUCCAGUAAUGAAGACUUAACUAUACUGACCGGAAGUGCGGUUCGGAGAACUCGUUAACAAGCGGACGGUUUAAUGUCAGUGAUGGGGAAGGUGACAUUGAUCUGAGGCCAAUACAGAUCUAAAACUAGCUGGGAAGUCUGCACCAAUUUCUCCAAUGAGAAUUACAAGAGAUGCAUUUCUGGAUCACCGUGACACGGAGCACAAAUACAUUAAGACGAACGUUGCAUCUCCUAAUGUACUUCUCUGCCCUAACUUAUUCUAGGAAACAUUGCAAACUAGCGUGAUUUAUUCCAUAUCGCAAAAUGCAAGCGAAGGACUUGCUGGUCUUGUAUUGGAAAGAUAAAUCAAGCUGUCAGAAAUAUAUGCGAAUACUAUCUGUGAUGUAAGCUAAUUAACCCUGAUGUCAUCCCUUUUGUCGAAUUAUAGCUGUUUAUCGAGAUAAAAACAAAUCGGUAGACAAGAAUGAAAGAGGGAGAUUCAUAUAAAUAACAGUUAUUUUCAAAAUGGACCCAUAUUUCACAAGGUAAUAAAUUGUGAAUUAGCGGAAUAAAGGCGUUUUCAUAUAGCAUCGCGUCCAGAUAGUGUUUCUUAUGUUCCAACCGUAAUAGGUUCUCUCGAGUUGUAUAUAAUUAUAACGUGUGCAGCCGAUGUAUUUGUGAUGUUCAUAUAAGUGCGCACCAUCUAGGAACUCCAAUGGGAAUUCGAUAUGAAAAUUAAAAGGAGCGCCCCGGUAGAACUGCUCGAUACUUUCACAAGUGCCACUAGAGAUCUUCGGAUAUAGCGGAGCGAUAAUAUUGGUCCUUGUGGGCACGACUUAGUGACUUUAUUAAAAUGGAGGGGAGAGUGACAUAUUGACAAAAUGAUUGCAAAUCGAAUAAAAACUGUCGAUAUACACGGGAAUACAGAUCAUGGGGAUGCUAUAUGGGAAAAUUGAAAGAAGUGUCUAUCGGAUCCAAUAAAACGUUUUAUAUGCAAUAAGAUCUUUGUGAUUUGUGCAAUGUAUCCCAGAUUGGUGUCGAGCACGCAGUGGCACUGAAUUAGUUCAUCAGGAUUUCGACCAUAUAUGAUAUAAGCACCGAACAGUUGAUUCAUCUUGCAGUGUCAAGAUGAAUGCGUACAUGAAAAUGACGACAAGUCACCUAACAGUGGACUCGGACUAUCAAAGAGUGAAUUUGGUCGUUUUAGGGGCUCCUGGUGUUGGAAAAUCAUCCAUCGUCCGUCAGUUUGUUUCCAAUGCAUUUGAGGAGGAAUACCACCCGACAGACGAAAAACAGAUCUAUUAUCCAUCUGUCAUCAUCAAUGACCACCUUUAUGAGCUGAAGAUCAUCGACUGUCCAUACAUUCCGUAUUUCCCUGUGAACUCCCUGUAUGAGUGGACAGACUAUCGCGGUUAUGGCCUGCGAAAUGCAUCUGCAUACAUACUUGUUUAUGACAUAACGGCCGAAGAGAGCUUCCAUUAUAUCAAAAAUCUUCGGGACCAGAUUCUUGAAAGUAGGGAUAUGCACGAUAUACCUCUAUUUGUGGUGGGCAAUAAAUAUGAUUUGUCCGAAGACAGGGGCAUUUCGCGUCGAGAAGUCGCGAGCUUGGUUAAGAAACAUUGGAAAUGUGGAUAUAUUGAAUGCUCAGCCAAAUAUAAUUGGCACGUCAUCUUGCUAUUCAAGGAACUUAUGAAAACAAUCGAUUACAUUGACUACGGACAUAAACCUACAUCAUUACGAGUUCAAGACGCUCUAAGAAACAAUAGAUGUGUGAUUUUGUGAUAUUGAUUGCAAUGACAUUUUGCUGUCCUUUCCAUGAGUCUUUCUCUGCGGAAGAGUUCACAACAUGGGCUCCAUACAUCAUUCGGAUCUAUGUCAAACCACCAGUUCGUUAUCGCUGAUAUGCAAGUUCUAUAUUUCCCAAACUCUUACAACGAAAUUUCCGUCAUUCGAGUAAAAGAAACAUUUUGAAUUUAAACAUUACAGUUGCAUUUUAAGUUUUUAAACAUAACACUCAUUGAACAAUAACAACAUUAUAUAUUGCAUAUGUUUUUCCGUUCUCAAAUUAUACUAUGAUGAAAAUACAUGCCCUGUGUACACAUGCAAUAAGUAUGUUAUCAAGUUCUCUUUCUU